This is a messenger RNA of Daphnia magna, 9145 nucleotides long. RefSeq lists its product as uncharacterized. The record is from RefSeq and is a predicted model, not a curated record. NCBI's taxonomy places the organism in Eukaryota, Metazoa, Arthropoda, Branchiopoda, Diplostraca, Daphniidae.
AGCCACCAGCGGUCAGUGACUAUUGGACUGUCGAGAGGUUCGCUCUCUCCAUCUUUACACUCCGCCAGCGGUUUCACCAACUUGUUCUCACACCAUUUGUGUCUUUUAGUCGAAAUAUUUCGAAGCCGAUGCUUCCCUAGACUUUCAACUGAUUCUCAAAGUAAUGGACAACAACGAAAACGUGACCAUGAGUUCUUGUCCGUAAGUGAGAUCGUCGUUUGUGAUUAGGCCGUGGGAAAAUAUUCCGACCACAUGUGUUGUUGCUGCUGCUGCUGCUCACCUAUUGCAUUGUGAAUAUGGUGUGACCCUGGAUUAAUUAUUAUGUUCUUCAUUUCAAACAGAUUUGAGGGAGAAGAUAUUUGACGGAAAAGAAGAAACGCGGGAGCGGGGGGAGUCCAUCUCUCCUCCUCCUGGUCCGUCAGGCCGUGCGGCGUGUUCCAUGGCAGCCAGUCCCGAAGGCAGCAAAAAGGGAUCAUCGUCGGGAGGUCAACAACAACGUCGCCGGAGUCACGGUAACAGCCACAACAACGAGAACAGCCCGCAGAGCUCAGCCAACUCUUCAUCCAGUCAUCAUCAGCUGAGUCUGCGGGCGCCUGUGAUCCGCCACCGCGAUCCCAAGGCUCCCGUCGUCAUCAGCGGUUGGCUCUUUAAACAAGGCAGCGAUGGCCUCAUGUUGUGGAAGAAGCGAUGGUUCGCUCUUUCACAGUAUUGCCUCUUCUAUUACGAUGGUCCUGAAGAGGAGAAAGUCUUGGGUUCGUUGCUACUUCCCGGCUACACGAUCCGGCCGUGUUUGGCGGGAGAUCGGGACCGAUUGGUUUACCGCAAGUACGCCUUCAAAGCCGAGCAUCGCAACACUCGCAGCUUCUAUUUGGCUGCCGAUUCUCGACCGUCCAUGAUCCAGUGGAUGAACGCUCUGAGUCUGGCGGCCAUUUUACAAGACUCCAAGAGUUUAUCCAUCACAGCCGAGUUGAAUAGAAGCCAAUUGGACGAAUCUACGAGUAGUGGAUCCGUCGCUCUCAACGGAAGUCGCCGUUCUUCCAAGGCCGUCGCAGAGAAUAAAGGGGUUGAUGCGUCGUUCGACUCGACGGCACCCGAUCAGCCGACAGGUCAAAGGCAGCCAUUGUACGCCAACGCUCCGCCGAAACCGCGCAGGGCUUUAAACACGAGCCGUGAUUCGUAUUGUUCCAGUUCACCGGAUCGAUCACCGGAACGUCCCGCAGUAUUGGCCUCGUCGACACCGGCCGCGGUAGGAGCGGUGGGAUCUUCCGCAUUUGAAACGCAAGGCAACAAUCGAACGCCAACGCCAUCUAGCGCCAUGUACGGACACCACCAGCAAGUGGCUGUCCGCCAAAUGCAGCGCGGCAGCCAAUUUCACAACGGCAGUCGAGUCUGGCCUCAUCAUCAGAAGCAACAACAACCGCACGUGCAACAAAGACCCGUCUCGGCCGAAGUGACGACGUUGAUGCAACAGCAACAGCAGACGAUGAUGAGGCACCGGAAUAGUCCCCUUCAGCCGCAGGCCGAACGACGAACGCCGGACGCUUACGGCCGCUUCAAAACCGAGUACGAAGAUGUUUACAACAACAGCAGCACGGCCAGCUCGACGAAUUCACCUCAAAUGCUUCCGGCUGGAGCGUCGACAGCCACUCCGUCCUCCAAGGGAUUUGUGGUGGCCCACAGGAGCGAAGUGGCCCGUCGGGUGCCGCCCAGGCCCCACAGUGUAGAUUUUCUUCAAUAUCCCAACGUGUCCGGCACUCCACCGCUACAACAGCAACCCAGUGACUAUUGGUCUUCCGAACAAAAGUACGCCCAGCAGGUCCGGCAGUCGGUCAUGCGUAACUAUCCACGUGAUCAUCAGCCGACGGACAAUGUUCACGUGACGCCAAAGGAAUCGGAACAACAACAACAACAACAAACAAUUCGUCGAGUGGUGCGUGAUCCAGCGGAAAUUUCUCGUGACGUCAAAGAGAGCGCCCUUUGGUCGUACGUCCAGGCAGCUGGGCAAGCCCAUUCAUCCGAUGCUCAUCACCGGCCGCAUACCAAAACAAAUAUGUCCGCUUCACAGGAGAAUCUGAUGGCGGAAGAAUCGCUGGCCAUUUAUAAUCCAUGCGAAGGGCAGCUGCAACAACAACUCUUUCAUCGCUCGGCUAGCGCCCGGCUCCCCAAAAUGGCCAAACAACAGCCGGAUUUGCUCAAUUCAUCGCUGGCCGAUCAUCCACUCGAACUGGACAAUAAACGCACCGAACAGAGGGAAGAAUCAAUGAAACGCUUGCUGGAAUGGAAGCAGAGGAUGUUGCAAUCACCGCUGACGAGGAAAAGUGGCAACAGUGUCAUCAGCGGAGGAAGUGGCGCCCGGAGCAGUGAACGCAGCACGCCCACGACUGCCGAUAGAGACGCUCCUUCUCCAAGGAUGCGGAUCGACUCGCCCCUUCAUCCUCAACAGCAGCAGCAACAACAACAACAACAGCCAAGCCCCAUCCAGCUGACGGAUUAUGGAAACGCUGGAAUGGGAAAUUUCGCUACGAUGAGGCGAACGGUGGCGCGGGCGGCGCAAGAUCUUCUCCAUCAGGAACAAGUGUAUCAACAACAGCAACAACAGGAGCAACAACAGGAGCAGCAACAACCCACCACGUUGAACGUGGCAUUCCGCGCCUCUCUAAAACGGCCAGCCGCAAACGAGAAAAUCAAAAUCCAAUUGGACGAAGAAGCCGACGUCCGCAAGGAAUUCACUUACGAAUACGUUUUGACGGAACCGUCUCGAGAAGGAGACGGAGCUUCGUGCCAAGAGCCGGAAGAUUGCGUUCCGAAAGUGUCGUGGCCCAGGCCGUCGUUGAUGAGAGAGAAAUCGAGCGCCGUGGCCGAUUUGAGGGCCCGCAGUGAAAGCCCGUCAGCCAAUCGAAUCCUUUUUUUGAAAGAUGUCGAAGAAGCCCAACAGAUGUCACCGCUGAAAGCCCGUCCCAAGCCGCCACCCAAGCCCAGUCUUCACGACUUGCAGCAGGCGUUCCAGAUCAAACGCAAUGGAUUAAUGACCCAUCAUCACAUGAUGAUGUUGGAAGAGGAUCAGCUGUUGAUGGAGCAACAGCAACGUUUAAGCUACGCAGAAUCUUUGCCGGAAUCGCUGGCCGGAUUCGCCGCCACCAUCGUCUCCGAGGAUGGCAUGAGUCCCUGCCCGUUUGAGCAAACUGUUUCGCCCCUCAUCUCCGAAUGCGAUUGGCCUCACAAUACAACUGGGACGGGCUCGUCUCCGGCCCCACUUCCAGACUUGAUGUCGCUCGCGUCCGUCGCUUCCGGUCAGCUGAGAAGUCGUAGUCGCAGCUGCGGCGGAGGCGUCCACGCGCCAUCCGAGAAUCUCUACAUGAACACGCAGAUGGCGGAGCAUGAGGCGGAUCAAUCUGGAUCAGCGUCCGUCAUGGAAGAUCAUUAUCUGCCCAUGACGUCGACCAAAUUGGUGUCGGCUCGCUCCCCUCCGCCGCUUCCGGCCGCCAAUCAUUAUCAUUUCGAAGAGAACGCCUACGUCGAGAUGACGGACAACGGGAAAAUCAAAAUUUCGCCACCUGGCGGUGCAACAAGUAAUCGCGGCUGCAACGGCAAACCUUCUUCCGUCUUCGCCGGAGUCUUCGAUCCGUCCUACCGAUCGCCCGAAAGUCCGCGUUAUAGCGAAAUAACCGAAUGUCCCUCUGGCGGAAGGGAACAACAGGAGGAAGAUCAGCCGCACUAUGAAUUCAUUUACAAAGCAUCCAGCCAAUCCGAGCCGGUCUACAUGGAAGUUCCGCAAAGCGGAGAAGAAGAAGAAGAGGAAGAAGCAGCAGCAGCAGCAAAGGGAAGAAAAGACGAAGGUACGGAGGAAGGACGAAAAGCGGAUGGCGAUUGUGAGAGGGAAGAAGAAGCGGAAUCGAAUGCGAUCCAGGAGCGUCAGACGAGCAGCGCGCUGGACACGACGGCCAUGGAAGAAAUGGAUGACGGCGGAAGAUCUUUGGAAUUGAUCAUCACCCCGCCCCGACAUCCGCGUUUCAGCAUUUCGGACACAUUCCGGCCGGCUUCCUAUUUUCUAAGGUUAGAGACGAUUCCGGCGACGGAAGAGAACGGUCUGGAUGAUCAAGUUUAUGGGCAAUCGGAUGAUCAAUCGGAUGGCGAACUUGUCUCUCCGCCGCCCAUUCCGACGAGUCCACCUCCGACGGAUCACCAACACCACCACCUCCAUCACCGGCCACCGAUCCAUCACAGCCGCAGUCAGAGUUUAGAUACGUCCCAGGACUACUUUCAAGGACGGACGUCCCGGAAUAGCAUCGCGUCUGAAUUGAACCACAGCGUUUGCGGCCGGCCGCCGUCGGAUCUGUCCCAGCGGCGGAGGCCUUUGACUAUCGUUCGCAGUCUGGAGGAUUUGCUGGUGGAUUCCAGCGAUGAUCACUUGGCAGCCCUCACCUCGGCUCACAACACGUCACGGAUUUCGACCGCAUUCCAGGGCAGCACUCAGAGCUUGGCUUCCAACGGAAUGCGCAAUGCGGAUUCGUGGAAUCAACCGCUGUACGAGAAUGUCUCCCAGCCUGUCGGCGGACACGUCCGCCAAGCGUCGAGGAUUAGUAUCACGUCGAACACGAGUCGGCGGAUGAGCUCCUCUCCAGCCGGGUCGAUCCAUUCUGAACAGCCGCAACAAGCGCAACCGCAGCAACAACGGUCGCGUUUAGGAUCGGUCCUUUCACUCAAUUCCAACUCAUCGUCGGUGUGCCGGAGUGAACAGAGCGCCGGAGCGCCUUAUUACUAUUCGGAUUUGCUGGGCAAGACAGCGCCCACUCCGCUGGAAGCCAGUCUGGAGGACGGCAAUUGCAGUCUACGUUCGUCGAGCUCCAGGAGCGCUCAAGCGCAAGCGGCCAAACAGGCCUAUCAGCACAGUAUGGAUCGACUCCGCACAGUCCAGAAAAGAUCAUCGCCGCAGGGUUCAACUUCCAAAUUGGGAAGCGUUUCGAAUUUAGAGUGCCAUCACACGUCGGCUCAGACGCCCACCAGUUCCGGUCAAUCGCGUCCGGAGCCCAGACAGUUAUUGGAAACGCUGCGCAAGCAACAGCAGAACCAGCAAUAUCAGCGAGCUCAAACGCCGGAUUUGUUGGCCAACCAUCCGGAACAAGAUUCGUUUUACUACGCCAAUGGAAGGGGAACGGCCGCGAGUCGUCCAUCAGUCGCCGGUGAUGUGAUGCGUCGCGUCCGUUCGCUCGAAGGUCUGCUGGAUGAAGAUGCGAAUCGAUCCGUGCCGAGAUCGGAAUGGACGGAUCCGCAACCCAAUCGAUCAUCGGUGGCCUCUCAUGCUAGUUACAUGACCAAUGGAUCUAACGGCCAUGUUCAUCCGCCAGCAGCGGCUGAGGCGCCCCGUUACGCUCGAGAUCCGACGACGCGGAGCCACGCUACGAAAACUCUUCCGUCGCACGCCCGCUCUCCGCAGGGCAGCGCGUCGGGCGAUUUCGUUGGCGGCGAAUUCUCUCCGUGGGACGAGGACCAAUUGUGGCGCGAUAAAUUGAGACGGGCCAGUAUCCGGCACACGCGUUCGAUGGACAUGCUGGAUGAAAUCCAGCACGAUCAUCAGGAUAGUAACCAAACGAACGGCAAAUCUCAUCUUCCGGCCGAGGAAGAUUGUUACGAACGAUUGCUUCAAUACUCGGCAACGUUGGAGAGGACCAAACGUGGCCAGACGUACCUGGACGGCUACAUCUGGGACGAAAUGGAACAGCGCUUCCGAGAACCGGGUUGCACGAAAUCGCAGAAAGAAGCGCCCGGGUUGCCGCCUUUGCCGCCGCCUCCGCCGUUGGUGCCCCCGCCCAAUCAUGCGACACCGUCGAGUAACAACAACAACAAUGCGUCGCAUCCUUUUUUAGGGGAAGGCCUCCCCCCUCCUGCUUUCGAAAUUGACCGCGAAAAAUUGCGUCAAUGGGAUCUCAUGUCCACGGCAGCUGUCCCGUCAUCGGCGGUGGCGCUGCCCGACAAUCAAGCCAUCAAUAAGGAGGGAGGGAGGCGUCCGGCUGCUGAUAGCAGUAGCAACAACACAACGAAGGCCGUCCAUUCGAAAUCACCAAUACCGCCGCCAUCAUCGAGCGAUGCAAUCAGUCGAACAGCAGCAACAACAACAACAUCACCAUCACCACCAACACAACCACCACCCCCUGUCCCAUCCACACCAAUCCAGGCCAUCCGUCCGUCCCCAUUCCACCAGCCAGUGACGCCCGACCUUGUCCGCACUCCCGGUGGAUCGAGCCCCGUUGAUGCUGUGGCGGCUGGACUGAACCAUGCGACGACAGGAGCAGCCGGAAAGGCAAUCAAUGGUCUCAAGGUGGCCUAUAGCCAAAGUGGUUUGACGGGCAAAGUUUCGUCUACUUUAGUGACGACGCAUCAGCCUCCAUCAAGUAAUCAAAUGGUGACGGGCGAGAUCUAUCAUUCGGACACGGACGUGCCGCCUAAAAAAGGUAAAUUGCCUCCGAUGAUCGGCCACGACCAACCAUCGACGCACAACGGCAACCGACAGCCGGGCGAUAAUAAAGUGCAGCUGUCGGCGGGCGACCUGCUGGGCCGGACACAUGAGGAACUGGUUCUGCUUUUGAUCCAGCUGAGGCGGCAGAGUUCCGCCUUGGUGAAGGCACGUGACGCCUGCCUCCUCGAAAUGGAAAGCCAGGUAAAACUUGCUGCACUGGAUAUUUCUCACCGGCAAGAAUGCCUGAUUAAAACUGGUGAAUUAAAACACCACGUUAAGGAGCUGGAAAAACAAUUGGAGAAAUUGAAGCCCAUGAUUAGCUUGGUAGACAACAUGGUCAAACUCGGUUCGUCGAUGUCACCGCAGAGACACAAGAAAUUGCCCAAACCAGAAACGAGCACAGCCGUGAAACGGAAUUUAACUCCGAUGCUUCAUCAUCAGCAGCAACAGCCGAAAUUCCAACCUUCGCCUUACGAACCUCCAGCGUACAGCAACGUCCAGCAGAGGAAUGCGACGAUGGUGUUCCAUUCGACACCCAAUCGUGCGGCUGAUAACGACGCCAACGCGUUUUACGGGUCGUCAGUUCAAGGGUGGCAGGAGGCGCAGAUAUCGCAGCUCGAAUCCAAACAUCAUCAGCUGGCCCAGCUGGAGAAGUUUGUUCGCGAAGAAGGCGCGGCCAUCCAUCGGUUAACGCGCAAUCAGCAAGUUCUGAGACUGGCCAUCCGCGGAAUCCGACAGCAGACCAACGCGGCUUUGCAAAACGCUGAUUACGGCGAGGUGGAACGCUGCCGACAGCAACAGCUCUUCCUGGAACGUGAGCUUAGCCAAAUUCAUUCGCUGCUGGCGCUGAGUUCCAAACGACUGGAAGACGCCGCGGUGGAAAUCAGCCGGAUCGAGCGUGAAAUCUCGUCACUGCAUCAGCAGUUGCAUCGCGUCGGGGCCAGCAACCGUCAACACCUGCAAUCUGGCGCUGGUGGUCAUUCGUUGAACAGGUCUAAUAAUGGAAGGGAAAUGGCUUGGCUCGAGGCGGAAUUGAAUCGUGUCCAGCAACAUGUCUCGCAAUUGCAGACCAAGCGACAGGAACUCAGCGCCCAAGUCAAUUGCCUCACGUCUGCCGAUUACUUCCUCGAUCUCGACGAAUCGUUUAACAGCACCGGAACGGCCAAGCGCAAACCGAUUAGCACAUGGUGCGAAACCGAUCUAGACUCCCUGAACACAAUUGAUCGCCUAACCCGCAACCAAGAUCCAUCGGCAAUGUACUUCAAUACUGGCGGUGGAUCGCAGCAUUAUCAACAGGAACAAGAGCAGCAACAAGAGCAACUGUACCAAUAUGACGACCAUACGAUGCCUGUAGACAUCAGCGAAGCGGAUGAGCGGAUGAAACGAUACUACGGUAUCGUACCUAAACAGCAGCCACCGCCUCCUAGCGCCGCAGACAAGGCAGAAAUCCGCACGGUUCGCAUCGUCAAACGGGAGUCGGAGAAGCGUCAGCGUGACAAGACGAAAUCGCGGUACGACGACAGCUCUUUCGGAAUGGAUGAAUUGGCUGAAGAGGAUCAAGCGCAUGGCGGCUCGAAUGGCUUCUACAGCGAAGAUCCCAUCAUGGACGAUCCGGUUCUGUCGCAGUUUAGCCAUGUGUUGACGCUGCCGAGGCGUGGCAGCAAACGGGAUGAACAAGGCAGGCGGUCCCUGUCGCAGCGCAAUUCCAUCGCUAUGACGGAAACUCCAGCGGAUGCACGAACUCAACCUCUUGGCCCAGAUCAGUGGAAAGGGUCUCUUCGUCCGCGUCGCAACAUGUCGUCGUUGUCGCUUGGCGAUCGCAAUUCGUCCACCAGCUUGGACAUGGACACUGGCGAGUCGACCGAAGGAGGACUGGGCAGUCUGGAUUCGACUCAGCGCUCGCCCGUCCUUACGCCCGUUUAUACUAGCGAUGCGGCGCGUGAGAUCAUCGAAGAAAUGCGUCGGCAAGACAUGAUUACGGCCCGUCGUGCCGUACCCCGUCACAAAAGACGCCACAUAACAAUAUCCUGUAGUCAACCCCUUGUCCUAGAAGCCCUGACCUCUGAUACGCGCAUGACGCAAGGACGGGCCAGAGAUGACGUGGAUUUGCAGAGAGCAUUGCGCUUCCAUCAUCCGUUUGCUCCGGACGUUGUCCGUUCAACCAUCACUCAAGCCAUCCGUAUCAAUGAGAAGACGAUUGAUAAUAUACUUUGCGCUCCGGAUAAAAUCGUCAUUCCCGAGCGUUACGUGCCCGAACAGGAAGUAGAGGAACUGGGUGAAGAAGAGAAGCAAAAAAGGCUCAAGAAAACCGAGUCCAUUCGACGCAUGCUGACGGGCUAUUCGACUGGUGUUGAUCUUCCUCGACCUCCUUCCAUCGCUGCUACCACUGACAUUGUAGAACUGUCGGAAGCCAAGCAGCUGCUGGCCAAGGAGCGCCAACAACGCGAUCAUUUCAUCGGCCUCAACCAGAUGUUGGUUGAGGAAAUUAAAGAAAAGAGCAAAAUGGCUGCAGUUCACGCUUUGGCCAACAUGAAGUCGCGACGGGAGCACAGCAGCGAAGAGGACGACUGGUCACCGCCCGCCGACCCACUGCCCAUCUAUCAACAGCGCUAUAACUACCUCACGUGAGCUGACAUGGUGGGACGACAACAGUGACGGCGUCGUUGAUGAGCGAUCUUGUAGACGGUUUUU